Galleria mellonella (greater wax moth) is the source of this 1997-nucleotide messenger RNA. RefSeq names its product facilitated trehalose transporter Tret1-like. The record is from RefSeq and is a predicted model, not a curated record. Lineage: Eukaryota; Metazoa; Arthropoda; Insecta; Lepidoptera; Pyralidae. Gene Ontology annotation, biological process: transmembrane transport. Gene Ontology annotation, molecular function: transmembrane transporter activity. The transcript is spliced from 7 exons. Bases 334 to 1719 code for a protein of 461 amino acids. Gene Ontology annotation, cellular component: membrane.
UGUGUUGCCAUCGAGAUGUGAUGUUUGAUACUCGAAUAUUGCUUGAUGCGAAAUUUCGUGAUUUUAAAAGAGAACUUAAUUUUUUUUAUAUUUAAAUUUGAGUAAAAUAUAAUUGAAGUGGCCAUAAUGAUAUAAUGAUAUCAAUAUAAAUUCAUGAUUUAAAAAUAUAAUAAGUUAUUUAUUAUUAACUACAAUAACAAUCAUUGGAUGUCUAAAACCAGUUCAAUAGGGUUAACUAGUUAGCUAGUUAGUUUUUUUUCAUAUUCGAAAUAUGACUUGAUUUUUAUGAUACAAGUUUUUUGUGUUAAUAGUGUUACAUAAACUUUUAACAAAAUGUUGAAAGUGUUACAAAGUCCUUUAUUGCGGCAGUAUGCUGUGGUUAUAAUAGCAAAUUUCAGUGUGCUCUGCACUGGUCUGAACUUGGCAUGGCCGUCACCAGUCCUGGUGAAGCUGAGCAACACCAAUGAGACUAUAUUCUCCAGGCCCAUAACUGAAGAAGAAGGCUCCUGGAUUGUUUCCAUUGGAUUCCUAGUUGCAAUAUUUUUCAGUUUCCUGCCCGCUGUCCUACUUGAUAGAAUUGGUAGGAAACAAUGCAUCAUCUUAUCAAGUGUCCCAAAGGUGGUCAUGUGUCUAAUAUUUACAUUUGCGACCGAAAUCUGGAUGCUUAUGUUGGGCCGAGCGCUUGGAGCGGUAGCAGAUAUCUUCUCGUUUACUGUGGUACCCACAUACGCUUCUGAAGUUGCUAGCAAAGAAAUUCGCGGUGCUCUUGGUACUAUACUGCAAAUACUGUGUUCUCUAGGUAUCCUGAUGAUGCUGAGUAUAGGUCCAUUCACGCCAUAUGUGACUCUUAAUGCGAUAUUUACUGGGAUAGUUGUUAUUCUGUCAAUACCACUUCUAUUUUUGCCAGAUAGUCCUUAUUUUCUGCACUCAAAAGGACGUACAGAAGAAGCUUUAAAUGUAUUGACAUUUCUUCGAGGAUCUGAAGCAUUAGCACAGGAGGAAAUAAAGGAAUACUCGUUCACAAACGAUAUUAAGCCAAAGAAGAUUGAUAUAAUAAAAAAUAGACAAUUUCUAAAGGCGUUCGGUAUAGUCCUAGUUUUGAACAUAGGAAGUCAACUUAUUGGUUUCAAUGCGGUGACUUUUUACCUUCAGACUGUAUUGGAAUCGACUGAAACCAGCGUAAGACCAGAAAUAGCUUCAGUUAUUAUAGGAUGCAUACAGCUGUUAGCCAGUUUUUGCACUACUUUGGUAACAGACAAAUUUGGUAGGAAACCUAUUUUGGGGACUACACUGGCUGGAACAGCUGUAGGAAUGAUUGGCCUCGGGAUAUUCUUUAGAAUAAAGGAAAGUGAAGGACAAAUCAGCGGCUUCAUGAACUAUUUGCCAUUAAUAUCUUUAAUACUAGUUGUAUUUUGUUACAGCGCCGGGCCAGGAUCAGUAAAUUGGCCAUUGUGCUCCGAACUCUUCGAUGGUCCUUCCAGAGCCAUGGGACUAACUUUAGCUGGGAUAAUAGGGUCUCUAACUCUUUUCUUAACCCUAAAAUACUUCGCCUUAUUGACAACAGCGUUAGGCCCAUCUGUGACUUACUGGAUGUUUAGUGUCAACUGUAUAUUAUUCUGUAUGUUCGUACUGUUCUGUAUCCCCGAAACUAAAGGACGAUCUUUCGCUGAAAUACAAGAUUUAUUGGGACAAAAAAAGGACCGCCCAGAAGACGCUUGAAAAUAUUAAAAUUAAACUUAUAGUUGUAUUUAUGAAAUAGAUUUUCAGAAAUGAGUAAUGGAAAUUUUACCGUUUAUUUGGUUUCAAUAUCCAGAUUUAGGAUCUGCGAUAUGAUAUGAUGUGUUUGAUAACUAUAACAAUAAGGGCAAUUAUUUAUAUAUCUGUAGAUAAUUUAAUAUGUUUUAUGAUGGCUAGUACGAGAAACAAAACUUCUCGUUAAUAAAAGUGGAUUAUAUGAUAAAUUAAGCAUAAUUUUUGAUAGGUAUAUCUAAAUUACA